AUGGCCGGCCGCCACACCGGAGGGACCCCGUUCCUCGUCUCGCCGGAGACGGGGCACGCCAUGCCCUGCUCCUCCGACGCCUCCUACUCCUUAACCGCCACCGGCGACGGCGAUGGCAAGGAGGCGGCGGCGGGCGACGCCGGGGCGGAAUUCGUGCUGGAGUCCAAGGGGACGUGGUGGCACGCGGGGUUCCACCUGACGACGGCCAUGGUCGGGCCGACGGUGCUCACGCUGCCGUACGCGCUCCGGGGGAUGGGCUGGGGGCUGGGGCUCGCGGCCCUCACCGCCGUCGCCGCGGUCACCUUCUACACGUACUACCUCAUGUCCAGGGUGCUCGACCACUGCGAGGCCGCCGGCCGCCGCCACAUUCGCUUCCGGGAGCUCGCCGCCGACGUCCUCGGAUCUGGAUUGGUGUUCUACCUGGUGGUCACCGUGCAGACGGCGAUCAACGCCGGGAUCACCAUCGGCAGUAUCCUCAUCGCCGGCGACUGCCUGCAGAUCAUGUACACGAGCUUGGCGCCAGAUGGCUCCUUGAAGCUGUACCAUUUCAUCAUAAUCGUCGCCGUCGUGCUGUCCCUGUUCUCUCAGAUGCCGUCCUUCCACUCGCUGCGGUACAUCAACCUCGGCUCGCUGAUCCUCAGCUUCGGCUACACCAUCCUCGUCUCCGCCGCUUGCAUCCGGGCAGGUAUGCUGAGCAAUGCUCCGGUGAAGGAUUACUCGUUGACUCCGUCCAAGUCCGGGAGGACCUUCGACACUUUCCUGUCCAUCUCCAUCCUGGCCACCGUGUUUGGCAACGGCAUCCUACCGGAGAUCCAAGCCACGCUGGCGCCACCGGCGGCCGGGAAGAUGCUCAAGGCGUUGCUGCUCUGUUACACCGUGAUCUUCUUCACCUUCUACCUGUCGGCCAUCUCCGGCUACUGGGCCUUCGGCAACGCCGUGCAGUCCAACGCGCUCCAGAGCCUGAUGCCGGACUCGGGACCCUCGCUGGCGCCGACGUGGCUGCUCGGCCUCUCCGUGGUGCUCAUCCUCCUCCAGCUCCUGGCCAUCGCGCUGGUGUAUUCGCAGGUGGCGUAUGAGAUGAUGGAGAAGCGGUCGGCGGACGCGAAGCACGGAAGGUUCUCGCGGCGGAACCUGGUGCCGCGCGUGGCGCUGCGGACCGGCUACGUGGCGGUGUGCUCGCUCGUGGCGGCGGCGCUGCCGUUCUUUGGCGACAUCGUGGGCGUGAUCGGUGCCGUGGGGUUCAUCCCGCUCGACUUCGUGCUCCCCGUCGUCAUGUACAAUGUGGCGCUGGCCCCGCCUAGGAGGUCGCCGGUGUACAUAGUCAAUGCGGCAAUCAUCGUCGUGUUCACGGCCGUCGGGGUCAUCGGCGCAGUCGCGUCCAUUCGAAAGCUUGUGCUGGACGCCGGACAGUUCAAGCUAUUCAGCGACCACGUUGUUGACUGA
This is a messenger RNA of Lolium rigidum, 1443 nucleotides long. RefSeq names its product probable GABA transporter 2. Bases 1 to 1443 code for a protein of 480 amino acids. NCBI's taxonomy places the organism in Eukaryota, Viridiplantae, Streptophyta, Magnoliopsida, Poales, Poaceae. The record is from RefSeq and is a predicted model, not a curated record. Gene Ontology annotation, cellular component: plasma membrane. The transcript is spliced from 4 exons.